AGAGCAAAAAAGCGGGAUCGUGUGUGAGUGAGGCUUCUUCGAGAGAGAACGCAAUCCCAUAAUCCUUUGGAUUCAGCUUUUAGUUACUCUUUCUUUGGCGGAGUCUCCAAUCCAUUACACUACUAAACAACAAGAGAAAACAGUGGAACACCGACAACAACGACCAAGGAAAAAGCAAUGGCAAAGAGAAGCCAAUCAGCGGAAACGAAGGCAUCCCAUCUUGUCGAUUUUCACUGUUCUUGAUGCUAUAGAAAGAAAACAGAGUUUGAGAAGAGAGAGUUGUGGGAAGGAUAGAAAAUGGGAGUAUUGCAUGAGGAUGCGGUGGUAAUCAGUGAGGCUGAGAAGCCUGGAGAGUCCACUGUGAUCACUGUGAAUUGCCCUGACAAAACUGGGCUUGGCUGUGAUUUGUGCAGGAUUAUCUUGCUCUUUGGGCUAAGUAUUUCUAGAGGAGAUUUGCAAACGGAUGGGAAAUGGUGCUACGUAGUGCUUUGGGUGGUGGGGAAGCCAAACACAAGGUGGAGUUUGUUGAAGAAGAGGCUACUGGAGGUAUGCCCUUCAUAUUUUUCAACAUCUGAAAUCUCCUACUACAGGCCACAGAACCAGGAGCCAAAGCAGCCAGAUGUGUUUCUCUUGAAGUUCUGGUGUUCUUAUGACCGAGAAGGCCUUUUACAUGAUGUAACUGAGGUUCUCUGUGAGUUGGAGCUGAUCAUAAAGAGAGUGAAGGUGUCCACUGCCCCAGACGGGAGAGUGAUGGACCUCUUUUUCAUCACAGAUACUAGGGAACUCCUUCACAUGAAAAAUCGGCAAGAGGAAACAAUUCACUAUUUGAAGGAUGUAUUAGGAGAUGCCUUGAUAAGUUGUGAGAUUGAACCAGCUGGUGCAGAAGUCACUGCAUGUUCCCAAGGUUCAUCUUUUCUUCCUUCUGCAAUCACAGAAGACAUGUUCAGUUUGGAGCUGCCUGACCAACGCCGAAAUGGAUUUCUUACCCCCAACCCUGUAACGGUUACAGUGGACAACACCCUGAGUCCUUCUCACACGCUUAUUCAAAUUUUCUGCGAAGAUCACAAAGGUCUUAUGUAUGAUAUGAUGAGAACCCUUAAGGAUUAUAACAUCCAGAUUUGUUAUGGAAGAUUUUUUGCAAGCACAAAAAGGAACUGUGAAGUGGACUUGUUCAUAAUGCAAGCAGAUGGCAAAAAGAUAAUUGACCCCAAUAAACAAAAUGCAUUGUGCUCUCGAUUGAGAAUGGAGCUUCUCCACCCCCUUAGAGUUGCUGUUGUUAGCCGUGGUCCUGAUACAGAGCUGCUUGUUGCUAACCCUGUUGAGUUGUCUGGAAGGGGCAGGCCUCUUGUCUUUUACGAUAUUACACUGGCUCUCCAAACUCUAAGUAUUGGCAUCUUCUCAGUGGAGAUUGGGAGGCACAUGAUUCAUGACCGGGAAUGGGAAGUGUAUAGAAUACUGCUUGAUGAAGGGGAUGGAUUUACUGUUUCCAGGAACAAGAUUGAAGAGGGUGUUAAAAAAAUACUAAUGGGUUGGGAUUAGAAUUGGAUACUUAUUUCAAUUGGGAGUCUUCACAACCAUUGUACAGCAUAUUUUCUUAGCCUUCUGGAGUCUAUACAACAGCUAGUCGCCAACCACAUACAAAAUGUAAAUCAUGAAAUGCCUUAAAAUAGAUAUGGUAAGCUCUUUGAUUUCCUAGCUCUGGAAUGGCGUUUUCUGAGGUAAGGUUUGGUUUCCCUCAUUUACCAGCAUGUUUCCUGCUGGACCACAGGUUGAUAAGCCAAGAACAUCUUAAAUGCUACAGUAAUACUCUUUCAGCUUAAGAUCAACCAUUACAUGAACAAGAGCAUUCGCCUUAAGCUCUGGUUUCAGUAAGCCCUCCUUCGCUAUGUGUGAUCUUUGGUUCUCCUCCUUGCUGCUGCCACUAAUCUAGUUACCCAACAGAUGCUUAAUUGAAUCACUCCCAAGUCCCAAAUGUCAAAGAGAUGAUUAUGGACUCAGGCUACAAAUAGAAUUCUUCAAUGAUCGGAUAUUGCUCUAAGUGUAGGAGGUGAUGGGUUCAAAUUUUAGUACUCUUUUCCCUUUAAAAUGUUGAGGUAAAGGGAAACUGCAAUCCUCCAGGCUAUUAGUUCUCUAAGACCGGUUGUUUGCAUUAGUUGUCCUUGUUUUUGCAUCCUUUGGUGGUUACCAGUUUCUUACCAGCUGUGGUACGCAAUAGGGUGUUUGGUUUCGGUUCUAGUCUUAGUUUGCUUAAGAAUUGAUACGAUUCAAAAUUUAGAUAUGGUUCUAAUUAGAUUUUUUAAUAUUUUAGUCUA
Molecule: messenger RNA, 2312 nt
Organism: Hevea brasiliensis (rubber tree)
Lineage: Eukaryota; Viridiplantae; Streptophyta; Magnoliopsida; Malpighiales; Euphorbiaceae
Product: ACT domain-containing protein ACR10
Exons: 6
Coding region: 298-1539 (413 amino acids)
Source: RefSeq, a predicted model, not a curated record